This is a messenger RNA of Vombatus ursinus (common wombat), 1556 nucleotides long. RefSeq names its product alpha-1-antichymotrypsin-like. The record is from RefSeq and is a predicted model, not a curated record. The coding region runs from base 120 to 1373 and encodes 417 amino acids. NCBI's taxonomy places the organism in Eukaryota, Metazoa, Chordata, Mammalia, Diprotodontia, Vombatidae. Gene Ontology annotation, biological process: negative regulation of endopeptidase activity. The transcript has 5 exons. Gene Ontology annotation, molecular function: serine-type endopeptidase inhibitor activity.
UUUCUGCUUACUAAACUGGGGGAGGAGCUCUUUCUAGUGACAAAUAAGAGUGGAGAUUGACAGUGAGCAAAGUGAGCAGCUCGGUUUACUUUGGGAGUGAGUGAUUAGAGGUUGGAAGAAUGCAGCCUGCUUAUAUUUUGGGAUUGCUCGUGGCUGUAUUCUGUGUCACUGGGCUGUGUUACCCCAACCCAGAGAAAGCUCAGACUGGUGACCAGAUCCAGGAGGAGCAAUGGAUAAAUUCAGAUUUUUCUAUACUACGCAACAGAAGCAAUGAAUUUGCGUUUGAUCUAUUCAAGUUGCUUGUUUCAAAAAACCCCGACAAAAAUGUCCUUUUCUCUCCCCUGAGUAUAUCAACUGCCUUUGCCCUCCUGUCUCUGGGGGCUGGAGAAACCACCCAGACUCAGAUCCUAGAGGGCCUGAGAUUCAACUUGACAGAGACCCCAGAGGCUGAAAUCCACAGAGGCUUUCAGCAGCUCAUACGCUCCCUCAAUCACCCAAAUAAGAUGUUCCAACUAACCACAGGCAAUGCCUUGUUUAUCAACAAAAGUUUGGAACUGCUAGAGAAGUUCCGGGAAGACAGCAUGUUUCUAUAUUCAACAGAAGUUUUCCCUGCUAACUUCCAGAACUCUAAUUUGGCAACAGAACAGAUCAAUGAUUAUGUAAAGAAGCAAACCAAAGGGAAAAUCACGGAUUUUUUUGACAGACUUGAUGAAAACACAGUAAUGAUUCUUGUGAAUUACAUAGUCUUAAAAGCUAAAUGGCAAACACCAUUCAAUCCAUAUGUCACUACAAAGGAUAAAUUUUUUGUGAGUAAAGACAAGGUUGUUGAAGUUCCCAUGAUGCAGCUGUAUGAAUUUUACACCCGUAUUUUCCAAGACAAGGAGCUUUUCUGCACAGUUGUAGAGUUGAAGUAUCAGGGCAAUGCUGCAGCACUUUUCAUUCUUCCUGAUGAAGAGAAAAUGAAGAAUGUUGAAGAUGCUCUCAACCCAGAAGUACUGAAAAAGUGGAAAAAUUCACUCCGAAAAAGAGAGAUCAAUCUCUUUUUGCCAAAAUUUUCAAUCUCUAGUGACUAUGAACUGGAGAAGAUACUUUCCACGAUGGGUAUUGAGGAAGUCUUUACCAACCGAGCUAAUCUUUCUGGAAUAACUGGACAAAACAACCUCAGAGUUUCCAAAGUGGUCCACAAGGCUGUGCUAGAUGUGGAUGAGGAGGGCACAGAAGCUGCAGCUGCCACAGGCAUGAUGAUCGUCACUUCUUCAGCAAGGUGGCCUUUACCUCUAGUCAUUCAAUUUAAUAGUCCAUUCCUGGUCUUUCUGUUGGUUGACGAUAAUAUGCUUUUUAUGGGGAAAGUUAACAACCCCCAAAACGCAUAGCCGUCUUGAAGAAGAAGGGCUGACGGUUCAAUAAUGAAAAGACUUGGAAGUAAAGGGAACAAGAGAUCUAUUUCCAGGUCAGCCUGUCAUGUACCAAGUUACUUGAGGCUAGUCCUGUACCCUCUGUAAACAUGACCUUCUGCAUUUGUUAGAAAAAAAUAAAAUCAUCCUGAUAUGCUUUGA